AUAAUGACACAUGUAGAAUGUACACACUCUAAUGAUUCUUCUUUCUCAAAUCUUUCAUUCAUUAAUCGACAAGAAAACAAACAGUCGGACGAUUCGCUGGGAGAGGACGAUUUGCCUUCAAAGAAUGCGCCUUUGUUAGACUCUGUAGAAUCUAAUUUAGAUAUUGCCCUAACAGAUGACGAAAUUCAUUCAGACCGAAAUUUCUAUCGGCGAGAAAGCAGAAAUGACGAUUCUUCCGAAGAAUUUUUCUCCCCUGAUAUGAGACCUAUUGGAGGCACCGAUAUGACUGUAGGCCAUGUGCGCAUAUUAGAUCCCAAUGAGCAGAUCGGGAAUGCCUCCGUCUUUUCAGCUCUUACUUCCAAUGAAGCAUCUUUAAUUGACGACGCUAAUGUAGAUGUGGAUAUUGAAGCUGUUUCUGAUGAUAAUUUUACUGUGGAUGAGAGGAUGUUCCAUAAAACGGCAGUCAAAGAUUCCGCCAAAUUAAUCGAACAAUUGAGAAUCGAUAACUUCAAUUUGAAAUUGAGAAUUUAUUAUUUCGAACAAGAUUCGUCGCUCACAGAUAAAGAUCUUCGCAUUCAACAAGCGGGAAACGAGGCACUUGACUAUGUACUCGGCUCGAGUAGUGCUUCCAGAAAGAAUGUCAACCUGCACUUGGAGAGGGACCAAAUUCGAGAAAAGCUAACGGAGAAAGAGCGACUGCUAGAUGAUGCAAAAAAAGUUAUCGGCACAUUCUCUAAAGAUGAUUCUAUGCUGAGAGAUGAAAAAGCUUCAAAUGACCGCGAGAUGUCCAAGUUGAAGCAGAACUACGAGUUUUCGAUUUCCAAUUUGAAACGAGAGUUAGGCAGAAAAGAUGAUGAAAUUGACAAGCUUCGAAACAAAUUUGUCUCCAAUUCUGUACAUAGUCCUAUCGAGUCUCGGACACCACCGUCUUCAUUGUCUCGCAGCGGAGAAAAACUGUGCUACAAGUGCAAUAGCAGAGCAACAUUUACAUCACCAGAUAGAAGACUUAACAUCGAAGCCUUGGAGUCGAAACUGGACAAAGCAACCAAGGAGCUGGAAAGCAAAUCGAAAGAACUUGAAAUGAAAACUAGAAUAAUGUCAGCGUAUGAAGAGAAGCUAGCUCGCAUUGAGGCCGAGCACAUGUCGCACAGUGACACAGAGGCGGCUGCGAGAGUGUCAAUAUCAGCCGAAUCCCAACUGAGGACAGUGACCGAGGAGAGAGACCAGCUGAAGAGAAGUGUGAGGAGUAAAGAGAGGGACUUAGCCAGUGCAAUGGACCAGGUGCAGCAGUUGCAUAAACAGAUGGCAGACAAGCACGAACAGGUGCAGCAACUGCAGAGUGAUCUUCGUCGCAGCCAGACUCAAAUGGAGGAGAAAGAGAAUGUAGUUGAGAGUGGAAGGGUGAAACUAGAUAGAGCUCUGAGGGACAAGGCAGACUUGGAGGAGAAGAUAGUGGGUCUGGAGAGUGCGAUGAAGGACGGUGUCAACCACUCGGUUGUUUAUCAAAAGUGGAAGGAAGAAGUGCGUGAGCUGCAAAGCCAACUGGACGAGUUAAAUCUGAAUAUGAAAUGCAAAUCAGUCGAGCUGGAAAACUGCAGGAAAGAAAAAGAAAAACUAGAACUUCAGCUAGAAACCAGCGAAGCGAAACUCAGAGAAAAUAACUAUGAGCGGAAAAAGGUGGCAGAGGAAUUGGCUACGCUGCAGAAAAACGUGGAAGACGCGGAUAAAAAAUCCUCGGAACAAAAAUACAGCAUAAACUCGCUUUUGAAGGAAAACUCGAAAGCGGCUAUGGAAAAAGAGGAUUUGAAAGAACAAAUACAAGAUUUGAAAAAUGACUUGGAACGGUCGUCUCGAAGCGUGAACGAAUUGGAGGCCAAAAAUCGACAAUUGAUGCAGGAAAAAGGAUCGCAGGGGGAAAAUUUGGAUAAAAUUAAGAAAGAAGUUAAAAACAUGCAGACAAAAUUGCAACAACUCGAAGUCCAAAACGAGCAAAAAGAUUCACAAUUAAAAGAUGUAGAGAAAAAAUUGAAAGAUCUUAAGGAAAAAUUAAGUGAGGAAGAAGAUUUGAACAGUUCUCUCAGAAGCGAAAACAGCAAACUGAAAAGUACGGAAUCGGAAAAAGAACAAUUUUUGGAUAAAAUUUAUGGUCUUGAGAAAGAUUUGAACCGAACGAACGAUAUGUUGAAUGAAAGAGAAAAAGAUGUUGAAGAUUUGAAAUCGGCUAAAGAAUCUUUGGGAAGGAGUCUGAACAAGCUGGAAACCGAAAAUAGUGUUUUGAAGUUAGAGUUAGACAAAAGAUCCGAAGAAAUCAAAUGUUUCAAAGAACGUGUCGACGAUUACCAAGACAAAUUGGCGCAACUAGAUUCAGAAGUAAAAGCGAAAAAGGAUUUGUUGAUGCAAGCAAAUAAAGAUUUGGGCAACAAGGAGCACGUUAUAAAUUCGUCACUGACUGAACUGUCUUGUCUAAGAACUCAAGUUGACUCUUUGAAAUCGCAGCUUUUAAGCGCAAACAGACGAAUCGAAGAGUUGGAAAAUUCAAAAUUAGAGUUCGGAAGUUUGAUCGAAGAAAAAGAAAAGGAACUGAAAGAUGUUAAGCUUAAAAGUCAACAAGAUUCGGACAAUGUUGAUAAAAGGCUGGAAGAAAAUAACAGAGAACUUCAGUUCGCUUACCAGAAGGCUGCGCAACUGGAAAAGAGCGAAAAGGAAAAUAGAGCAAACGUGGAACGGAUGAAGUUUGAUAUGGAGGACAGAGAAAAAUCCCUGAGACAAGAAAACGGUCAAAUUGAGAAACAGUUAAAAAGUGUAAAAGAUGAUAAUAGUAAGCUGAGAAAAGAGGUAGAAAACCUUAUUUCCUCGAAUUCGUCUAAGGCCGAUAUUAUCGAUGGUCUCAAAAGUAAACAGCAAGACAUAGAAAAGGAAUUAGCAAAGAAUUCCGAUCAUAUGGCCAACGAAAUAAAAGGUCUAGAUUCGACCAACGAUAAUUUGAAACGCCAGCUGAAAGCGUUAGAAAAUAGCAUGUUUUCUAAGGAAAACGAAAUCGCAAACCUCUUAGGUAAAAUAAACGAGCAGGGAGAGAUAAUCGAUCAUUUAGAAAAAGUUAAAUCAGAACUAGAAAGUGAGAAUUCAAAACUGAAAUCGGGAAUGAAGGAACUCGAAAACGAAAAGUCAUCGCAUGUUGGGUACAUCAAAGAACUGGAAUCAGAUAUAAUGAAAAUCAAAGAUACGAUCUCUCAACAUGGCUAUGGUAAAUUAGAACUUGAACAUGACAACAAAAAACUGAGAUCACUUCUUAAAGAUGUCGAAGAUGAGAACUCGGAGUUAAAGAGCAAGAUCGAUGAACUGAGAUCAGAAUUAGAGGAAAGCAAAAUAUUAAUUGAUAAAGAGAAGAAAAAUGGCAUUAAACCCCAGAGCUCCAAUGAUUUGCAGCGACCAGCAUUUAGACGAGAAAAAACUCUUUACCCUAUGAGUUCAGGGGAAAAAUUGGCAAAUACUUCAUUGUUUGAUAAUUAUCACACGACUAGCGACGAGUUGAAAAAACUUCUCGUUGAAUCGAACAACGAUUUAGAAUUGUCAAGACAAAAGGUGAAUGACCUAGAAGCAGAAGUGUCUAGACUAAAGCAACAGAUUCUGAAAAGCGAGAAUAUUUUUGAUGACAUGCAAAGCAAACUUGAAGUUGAAAAGAAACGUAACAUUGAUUUGAAGUCGUCAAUUGAAGCGGAUUCGGCUAAACAAGCAAGCAAAAAUAAUAGUUCUGUUAUGUUUGAAGAGUUUUCUCAAACCGAUGGUGGCGAGAUUAACGAUUACUCUCAACUUUACCAGCAUUUGUCACGAUUAGCAGCUGUAUCAAGUGGUGAAAACCAAUAUGGAACCGAAGCUUCUCUGGCAGAUAUUUUGGCACUAGUUGAGAAAAUAACCCAGAAGUUGCAAAAGUAUAAAUCUGAGAAUAAAGCAAAAGAGAAGCAAGUCAGCAGUCUGAAGGCGAAAAUAGAGGAAUUGGUUCGGUUAAAUGAUUCUUCAUGCAACCUGAGCGAAACAGCGUCAACUGUUUCCGGAUUUGAUGUGCAAUAUAGUAACAAGCAGUUCGCUAAUGAAUAUCAAGCUAAACAUAAACAGCUAUACACUGAAGACCAAGUUGACGGUAAUGCCUGUCCUGUUUGUGGCAGGUCGGAUUCGAAGAAAGAUCAAGUCGAGGGUCCUUCAAAAAAGAAAUCUGAGGAAGAAGAAGAGUUUCGGAAAAAGAAUCUGAAAAAAACUGAGACGUUUAGCUCCAAAAAGAACGAAAAAGAAAAAGAAAGCAUCUCAGAUGAGUAUUUAAAGAGAAUGAAACAAGAGUUGCGUUCGAAGAACGAAGAAUUGGCAUCAGUUAAACUGCAGUUUGAGCAGUAUAAAAUCAGUGCGACCCAAAAGAGGGCAGAUCUGUCCGAGACAGUUGCCCAGUUGAACUUCACAGUUGGGAAUCUGCAGAGGCAGAUGGAAAGCAUGCAGUCGCAGGCAGUCGAGCAGACACGAAAUGACGACUUGGAUCAGUGGAAUAAAGAGGAAAAGAUGAACGGGAGAAGUGAGGAACGGAAGGAAAAACAGUCUGAGAAGGACUAUAAAAAGAUAGUGGAAGAUCUGGAAAAAAUGUUAAAGAAGCAAGAAGUUGAUGGGAAGAAGAAAGACGCUGUUAUACAGUCUCUGGAGGAGGGAUGCAAGGAUAUGGAGACCACUUUCACCUCCACAGUGACUUCUCUGCAGGAUCUUCUGCAGACAAAGGACAAGGCAGUGCAGGGACUGUGUGACCAGAUGACACGCCUCAAAGACCAGAACUCAACUCUGAAACGCCAGUUAUCCAAACUGAACAAGAUGAAAGCUGAGACUAAAGAAAAAGCCAAUAGCGUUGCAAGUUCCGAGAACAGCGCGGAUGAGCAAAAGAUUUCGAGCGGCAAUGAAGAAGAGCUGAAAAAUGUGAAUGAGUUACUCCAAGCUAGUCAGGAGGAACUGGAGACGAAGAUGAAAGCGAUGCAAAGUGAACAUGAGAACCAAUGUCGAGAUUUGUAUGAUAAAUUGGUUGAAGCGGAACAGAGUGUGGAGAAGUUAUCUUCAGUGCUGACCACUCGGCAGAAGGAGCUCAACCAACUCAGCUCCGAGAACUCAAAAAGACGCUUUGGCUAUAGAUACAGAGAGCGAGUUGAAGCCUUAGAGCAGCAAAUGAAGUCUACGAGUAACACCAUAGACAGUGUACUGCAACAGCAGUCGUCCCCUGGCUCUUCCUCCUCUGAAGAUAGGGACCACAGGGGUUAUACCACUGGAUGUGGGAAGACAUCAGUGACUAGAAGCAAGCAUGCUGGUGUUCAAGUGAAUAAAUCUAACGUCAGGGAUCAAUAUGAGAUUUCAAGUCAGACACAUUCAGAGGGCAAAGAUGUGGUUACUCAAACGGAUAUGCGUCAUCAGAGAAAAAGCAGCAGAGAAGCAGCGAAUGAGGAUCAGUUUGACGAAAAUGACUCAGACGAACCAGUUAUCAAACAGCUGGAUAAUUACAGAUUGCAACUUCUGUCGGCUGAAGCGGAUUAUAAACUAUUGAAUGACAAGUUCAUAGCUAUGAAAAGCGUCCUCUCCCUCCAGGCCGAAAAAAUCCGAGCACAGCGUCAGCUACUGAAGUCAACUGUGGCAUCGCAACCUUCUCAAGAACCAACUGGUGUUGAUGAAGGAGGAAAUGUGUCUCAGAGAAGCAAGCAGUCAUCUUCAAAAAACCCACACAGGAUGGACUCGUUCGAACUUGGGCACGAGAAAAAGCAACCAGUUCCUAGAAGUAGCGUGUCUCCCCCAAGGAUGAAAGAGAAGAAAGGGGCGGCGAUGGAUAAUAGGACGCUGGAACAGAAAGAUAACUUGAGGGUAACUGGAACGUCGUCCAGUGCAAUUGGGAGAAAUCCAUUGGCCAAGUCAAACAAUUCAGAACACGACACUAGCAGACAUAGUUUGUCCCGAGAGGGAACUAGACAGGAUCUACUGCAUCAUCAGCAGGGACAGGGGGGACCACAGAGCAAGAGUAGCUCAUUGCUGGAGCUCAGAUCCAAUGUACCUCUCAUAUCAACUUCCAAACAAGCCUCAGGAACCAAUGCUAGCAACCCUUCAGAGGAGAGCGAGGAAAGCGACGAGAGGUGGGAUGGGGAAGGCACUCAGCCAUUUGAGGUGCACGAGGAGUCGGAAAGUGACCAGCAGGCAAGUGGUGCCGAGGAUGUACCCCCGAGGAGUCCAAAAUACGAUACGGAUAACAUGCAUAUGCCUAAUAUUGGAGAUCUGAUGUUUGAAGUGCAGCGACUGUCCAAGCUGAUGAAGAGCCACGACUCCAACACAGUCAAGAUGCUGAAGCAAAUCAGUUCCAAAAAGGGCCACGAAGGAACUCAGAGUAUGACCAGAGAUGAUAAAAGAUCUGGGUCCAAUCUCCUGGUCAAUACUUCCACGAUAGGUGUAGACCAACAUACGCCACCUACGAAAGACACGGAUUUCACGCUCAAUUGGAAUAAAGAAAGUGAUGGCAAGGACGCCAUGCGUGAACUAAUGCGUCUCAGCCUGACUUCCGGAGUGCUCUCAACGCACCAGUAUCUCAUCGCCCGCAUCCAGACCCAGUUCUCACGGGACACUAACGUGAUUGACAGUCUGAAGACGGAUCUGAAGAAACAAGUGGACGAGACUGAAGAACUGAAACACUGUCUCAGUCAUCUCACUCUGGCAUCUAAGCGACUAGAGGAGUGCCUAGAACAGUCGCUUCAAAUAGUUCAAUGUAUAGUGUCUGAUUCGCAACCAGAGAGGCCUCCGGACACCAAAUACUCGGAAUUGAAGAAAUCUCUGGCUCAUCUGAACAACCAAAAAAGCAUUCUUACCAGUUUCCACAGCAAUCCUAGUAGUGGUGUUUCCAUCGACGUUAGUCAAGCUAGUCGAAAUCUUUUGGAUCAGCUGAUGAAGGAACAAGAAGAAAUUAACCCUCACAGAUACUCCUCCAAGCGCAGUGAUGAUCCAGAGCUGCAGAUUGAGUACAUGUGUGAACAGAAUAGACCCAAAAUGACAGCUCUGAUGAAUGACAACAAGCGACUGGUGGAGAUUCUGGAGCGGAAGGACGCAGAGAUUGACUACCUGCUGAGGACGAGGAGGGGCAAUACUAGUGGAGCAAACAGUAACCAAGUGCCAUCUACUAGAAGUCAAGAUAGUAUUAGAUAUGAGUCGGAGCACCAGAGAGACGCCAGUGAGCGAGUGUGCAUGUUGACGGACAAACUGACGAAGCUGCUGGACGAGAACAAACAGCUCAAGCAGUGUGUCAGGGGACUCGAUAGAUCGGAAACACUGUGUAAAGGUGGUAAUUUGGUUCAGACGGGAGGAAGUGGUUAUGACUGUGGUGUGGUGGUGGGGACUACAUUUACUCUGUUCCACCAGCUGAGAGAUCAGAUCUCGGAUGCGCGGAUAUUAGCCAAGACGGCCUCUGUCAGACUGAAGGACAGGCUGGACUGCGGACCCACCAACUCAUUCUCACAUCUAAAUUCCUCAUCAAACUCAACUGCGGAUAUUCCACUGCUGGGAUCCUUAGCGCGCGACGUCUCAUCAGUCGCCAAAAUACUGGAAGUAUGCCAGGACUUCCUUCUCAAGUUCAAACGAGUGUACUUUGACCAAAUGUCGUCUUCCAUCCAAAUGUCUUCCUACACUGGAGUCACCGCUGCUGCUACAACUGGUCACCACACUUCAGACAGUGUGAACAAACUCCAGAACCACUCGAGAAGUGCGCUUCUAACCGACAGUGCUAAUGAACGAACAGCGAUCCAUUCGGGGAAUGGCGCAGUUCCAGGAACAAUGAGUCAUCGCAGGGAUAUGUUGAAUGGUCACUUACUGUUUUCAGCUGCCAAAAACAAACUAAAAGCUAAUAACAAUGGUCGUCUUAGCUCACACUACUCUUCUUCAUACGUAAAGUGAACUCACUUGAUUUCGUAACUUAUUCAAAAAAUAAAACUAUAGAAGCAAAUUAUUUAAAAGCUAUUUAUGUGUCCAUAUGACAUACGUGUUCAAAACCUAGCUUUGCAAUAUAACUUUAUGUACUAUUUGUGUACUUCGCAAUACCUAGUUGCAGUCAAUGCCUACUGUCUUCACCACUCGCUACUAAUUUGUACUUCGUUUUGUCUAAAUUUUCACAACUGUUUUUCAUUUGAUGUUAGAUGUACUUAGUUAUUUUACCAUGUUUCUUCGCGUUCUAUGUAUUUAUUUUAACGUAUUCCUUAGCUGGUAUCUUAAUAAUCUCUGUAUUCUUCUGAAAUUGUGUCUUAAAUGUCGGCUUCCUGUUUACUUUUCAUUUAACAUUGUUAUCGAUUAUUUUUGAGAUAGAUUUACUAAUUUCAAAGUUAUA
Messenger RNA from Symsagittifera roscoffensis, 8368 nucleotides. RefSeq names its product major antigen-like. The coding region runs from base 4 to 7941 and encodes 2645 amino acids. Gene Ontology annotation, cellular component: microtubule organizing center. NCBI's taxonomy places the organism in Eukaryota, Metazoa, Xenacoelomorpha, Acoela, Convolutidae. The transcript is spliced from 31 exons. The record is from RefSeq and is a predicted model, not a curated record.